AUGGAAGCUUUUUUACCGGCGGCGAAUUACGCGAGUUCUUCUUCAUCGGAGGAGGAGGAGGAUUUGAAAGAGGGAAGAGGAGAAGAAGCGGGCUUUAGUGAGAGGAAAAGUAGUGUUCGUGUUGUUAACAUCGAUCCGGCGCCGAACGUGAACGUGGCGAACUUGGCGUUGACGAAAGAAGACGCGCGAAAGUCGUCGUCUCUCGGGAUUGAUGAUUUUGAAGCGGCGGCGAAAAGAGGAGGCAAAGCGCUUUCUUCGUCCGCUUCGAGGUCUGUGGUAAAAGUCGUUCCGAAAUCGGCGGUCGCCAAAAACGCGAACGAGGAGGAAUUCUUACAACCGAACGCGCAGGUUUUGACGACGAAUUUAACGUACGAGCAGAUGAGCGCGAAAGUGGAAGGUCCGGAGCAUCCAAACUUGAAGCGACGGGACGAGAGGAGAGCGAGGAACCAUCACAUGGGUUUCGUGCAGACAUUGAACGUGGAUUCGUUCGCGUUUGACGCGCAAUAUAACACGCAAAUGCAAGCGCAGCAGCAACUGCAACGAGAACAGCAGAUUGCGAGAGGAGAAGGUCGAAAGCUGAGCGGGAAAACUGCGACGACGACGACGACGAAUACGAAUACGAAUACUAACUGGAACGCGAAGACGGUGUACGACAUGACGAAAAAAGAACGCCGAGAAAGACGAAACGAAACGUUGAUGGAAGCGGCAGCCUCUUUCAACGUUAUUGGCGGCGAUGGUAACGAGGACGAUGGGACUGGGAAUGCGAACGGCGCGUGGGCUAAAAGUCCAGGGGCAAAACUAGACGUGAUGAAAAAAUCCGAACUUUCUCGAGAACAGAAAGAAUACUUGGAAUGGCACGCGAAACGCAACGACGCGAAACGAAAAGCGAGAGGUAAAUUAGGGGACGCGGGAAGAGACGACGAUGACGUGGUAGCCGCUGCCGCUGGAAAGAAUAAAAAUAAAGAGGGGGACGACGAAGAAGUGGACGAAGUUGAGUUGAAAAGAAGACAGCAAGCGGCCAAGACCAAGUUCCACGGAGAAGAAGAAUUCAAAUACGACGGAUCUUCGUGGUUGGCGAAACCAAAAACGUUAAAAGCUCGAAGCGAUAGAUGUUACGCGCCCGAGAAAACGACGAAACAAUGGAUUGCACACGGUAAAGGCGUUUCUCAUCUCGAAUUUUUCCCGAAUUCGGGUCACGUUUUGCUCACGUGCGGGAUGGAAGGCGUCGCGAAAAUAUGGGACUCUGGCGAUGAAAAGAAUAAGUUUAAGCUUCUCAGAUCGUACAGUGGUCACGCGAAAGCAAUUAAAUCGGGGUGCUUUACUCCGAACGAUGGAUCGAGGUUUGCCACGUGCGGUUGGGAUCAAAGGAUACAUCUCUGGGAUACGGAAACCGGAGCGGUAGUGCGCACGGUCUCCUCCGGGAAAACGCCUCUGUGUUUAGCUUUCCAUCCGCAAAAGUCCAACAUUUUACUCGUCGGUCAGAGCGAUAAAAAAAUAGUGCAAUACGACAUGCAAUCCGGGGAUGUCGUUCAAGAAUACGAUCAGCACUUGGGUGGAGUGAACUCGAUUGCUUUUUGCGACGGAGGGAAACGCUUCGCGUCGACUUCGGACGACAAGACGCUCAGAGCUUGGGAGUUUGGCAUUCCGGUGACGAUGAAAUACGUCGCAGAUCCUUUGAUGCACUCGAUGCCAUCGACUAAAAUGCACCCGGACGGCGAUUAUUUAGCCUGCCAAUCUUUAGAUAACUCGAUCAAAAUUUAUAGCACAAAAGAUCGGUUCCGAGAAAAAAGGAACAAGUCGUUCAUGGGGCAUCAAAACGCCGGAUUCGCGUGUGAAAUUGCUUUUUCUCCGGACAAUGGUAAAUACAUGGCGAGUGGGGACGGCGACGGACGCCUAUUCUUUUGGGACUUCAAGACAGGGCGAAAAGUGAAAACAUUUAAAGCUCACGAUAAGGUUUGCAUCACUUUAGACUGGCAUCCGCUGUUAGCAUCCAGGGUUUGCACAGGAUCUUGGGACGGGAAGGUUAAGAUUUGGGAUUGA
Messenger RNA from Bathycoccus prasinos, 2040 nucleotides. RefSeq names its product pre-mRNA-processing factor 17. Gene Ontology annotation, molecular function: protein binding; mRNA binding. The record is from RefSeq and is a predicted model, not a curated record. Gene Ontology annotation, cellular component: catalytic step 2 spliceosome. Bases 1 to 2040 code for a protein of 679 amino acids. NCBI's taxonomy places the organism in Eukaryota, Viridiplantae, Chlorophyta, Mamiellophyceae, Mamiellales, Bathycoccaceae. Gene Ontology annotation, biological process: mRNA splicing, via spliceosome. The transcript has a single exon.